Messenger RNA from Closterium sp. NIES-65, 2235 nucleotides. The record is from the annotation of a GenBank genome assembly. NCBI's taxonomy places the organism in Eukaryota, Viridiplantae, Streptophyta, Zygnematophyceae, Desmidiales, Closteriaceae.
AUGCCGCAUUCCUCUGAAGCCGUUGACUCGCCGGCCUCGCAAUCUCAAUCUUCCUCGCCCGGCAUGCAGCCAUGGUCGUCAGAGGUGGGUCGCCAGAGCAUUCACACCCCAAUGCCGCUCAUCAUGGGAAUGCCGCACUCACUCUGUCUUUCCCUCCGUUCCACACUGAGUGGGCAGGAGGACGCGGUGCUGCUGCGCCACGCGCUGCAGUGCGGCACGAAGCAGUGGGGCGAGCUGGAGAGGAGCGGUCAGCUCAAGAGGAACAACAAGUCGUGCUGUAACCGUUACAUCUUCCUCCGAAGGAAGUUCACAGACCGCUUUCGCCAGAACUUCCUGCGAAAGCACCUGGGAGCUGCUGCACUCCUGCAGCAUAUUCCAUUGGAUGGCCACAGCCAGGCAUUGCUCUGUCAGGAUCUCAAGCAGCAGCAGUCGGAGCAUUCGGAGGGCGUGGGAGCAGCAGCCCUGGCGUUCGGAGGGCUGUCGUAUGAGUGCGUGAUGGCGUUCUUCGCCCCCCAUGCUCGCUGUUGCCUCCCUCCCGCCCCGCCCAACCUCUCAUCCCUCGUCGCCACCCCUCCCCUUGCUCCUCCUCCUGCUUCCCAAGCUCCUCCUCCUGCUUCCCAAGCUCCUCCUCCUGCUUCCCAAGCUGCCCCCUUCCCUGCGGCUGUCGCGUCUACCUCGGAGUGCCCAUUCGCCCGUGAUGCCGUCCCCGUUGCUGCUGCCUCCACCGCCGCUGCUUUGCGUCGCCCAGCGAAGCGACCACGGGGCGACUGCCCUGGCCUGACGGCAGACCAACCGGUGCUUUGGGGAAACGGGAGCUGGGUGGUGCGAGGGGGGGUGGCGUGUGGCACGGAGCGCCGGCGUCAGUCAGUGGCAGAGCAGUUCCAGCAGCAGGGGGCGAGCAGCCGCGUGCAGCAGCAGGGAGCGAGCAGCCGCGUGCAGCAGCAGGGAGCGAGCAGCCGCGUGCAGCAGCAGGGAGCGAGCAGCCGCGUGCAGCAGCAGGGAGCGAGCAGCCUCGUGCAGGAGACAGAGGAAGCAGCCCUUCUGGAGGCUCUGCUGCAGGAGGAGCAUCGCCAGCAGCGGCAGGGGGGAGUGGGCAGCAGGGCGCAGCGGGUGCUGUGGCCGCGUGUUGGGUCGGAAAGUGCCCUUCCAGACGACGUGCUGCUGAAAUCUAACAAUGGGGCCCCUGCCUUCACGCAACGCGCCGCUCUAUCUGUUUCUCCGCCCUCCCAACUCUUUGCUCUGCCCGGCUCCACUCCCCGCAAUGGUGAUUCCACUGCCUGGUGUGGGGAUUCCGCUCCCUGCAUUGAGGAUUUCGCAAUGCAGCGGGUGGACUGGCCCCCCGUUGGGUCGGAGAGUGCCCUUCCAGACGAAGUGCUGCUGGGACUCUGCUGUGAGGACCCUGCUUUCAUGCAAGGCACCGCUUUCUCUGCUCCUCUGCCAACCCAGCCACUCGCACCGUUGCCAACAGCAAUGCUCCCCAAACUCGCUGCUCUGUCUGGCUCCGCUCCCUGCAUUGGGGAUGGUUCCACACUGCAGCAGGUGGAGUGGCCGCGCGUUGGAUCGGAGAGUGCCCUUCCAGACGACGUGCUGCUGGGACUAUGCUGCGAGGGCCCUGCCUCCGCACAACGUGCUGCUCUCUCUGCUCCUCCGCCCACGCAGCCACGCGCACCCGCUGCUCUUUGUGCCUCCGCUCCCGGCAGCACGAGCAGCUGCAUUUCAGCGGUGCUUGCGGGGAGUACGUGUGGCACAGAGGAGCAGGAAUACGUUGAUGCAUGCAUUGACGCGCUCUGGAACGGAAGCAACACGGACAACAACAGCAACGGCGCUGACAACAACAGCAACGGCGCUGACAACGGGGGCAUUGACAACCACAGUGACAGGGACAUGGGUGCUCUCUUUCUCAACACGCCUGUUGUUCAUGUGCUGCUGAGUGGGAGUGCCCUCACCAUGCCCUUGCCCAGUGGGCCUCAAUCUCAGGGGCCUGCACCCCCUUGUGCUGCCGGGACAGCCGUGUCAGAGUGGGCGGUGGAGCAGGGAGUGACCGGGGAGGAAGGUCGUCAGCUACACAGGCAGCAGCAGUUUCUCACCAACCCCGACACGGCCUUUACUCUGGGAGCUGAUGUCGCUGCUAUGAAUCCCAUCAAUGGUCGUCAGAUCAGCCUGGAUGUGCGAUGCUAUACUAAUCUGUUCAGAAUCAACUUGCUCAAUACUAGCGGGGAUGGGAUUAAUGGUUGA